Dreissena polymorpha is the source of this 649-nucleotide messenger RNA. RefSeq lists its product as uncharacterized. Bases 120 to 521 code for a protein of 133 amino acids. Lineage: Eukaryota; Metazoa; Mollusca; Bivalvia; Myida; Dreissenidae. The record is from RefSeq and is a predicted model, not a curated record. The transcript is spliced from 2 exons.
GUGGGUGGACUUCAUUUACGCAACUCGGCUUACGCCGUUUUAGCUGCCGGCGUGGGCCGGUCACGUGAUACGGCGUAAGCCGGUUACAAGCAAAUAAAGUGGAACCGGCUUAUUUCAAAAUGGCAGCAUUUGUGGUUGGUUCAUAUGCUUUGGUUAAACAAAUCCUCUCUUGCGACGAUGACGAUGAUGAUCUGGUUGUGUUAUUAGGAAUUGCGGGAAUUGAAAGAGAAGACAGGACAAAGUCGCUACAGUACUACGAGGUCACAAUCCAGCAGUAUCUACCAGACACCUUCAAGCAAUUUUUUAAAGUGACUCCUGCAUUAAUUGAACAUUUGUGUCAAAAACUGUCAGAUUGUCCAGAAUUGUCUGAAAGAGUUGUUCCAGGUGGGAGAAAGCCUAUUCCACUUGAGAAGAAAGUUUUAAUGACUAUUAGGUACCUGGUAUCACAAGAAACUGUCAGAGAGCUCAGCGAUUACUUUGGUGUAACAGAACAUAGUUUUUUUCGAUGCAAAAGACAGUAAUUUCUGCUGUAAACGAUCAACUUUUUUCUAAGCUUGUCACCUGGCCUAAAGCACACUGUUAUCAAGAUGUUGCCCAAAGAUUUGAUGAUAUGGGCGCUUAUAGUUUUCCAAAUGUUCUUGGGUGUAUA